CCUCCAUCCCUCUCUCUCUCCACAUCCUCCUUCGGGUCGGGGCGAUCAACAGCGUCUCUGCAGCUGAAGUGAUCUGGAGGGCAGCUGGUAUAAAGGAAGUUCUAUAGAGUCUAUCCGAAGCACAACUACUGUCAAUUUCCAGGAAGGAGAAGCCAGUACCAACCAGUUAAAGGAGAGAGAGAGAGAGAGAGAACGAGCGAGAGAGCCCGAGUGUGUGAGCGGCAGCGGAAUCCAGCCUGAAUUAAAGCCAGAAGUGGGAACACACACACACACACACUGACCGCUGCUGCCUGGCUGCUGUAGCCAUGAGUAAAAGGGAAGCUCGGGUGGGAAACCCCGCCCCCACCACCGGGCCCGAAACACGCACCAACAUGUCAGAGCCCGCCGUGCCCGGAGCCGGGGGUCCGAAAGACGAGGCCUUCUCCAAACUCAAAAACAAGUUCAUGAACGAGCUCAACAAAAUACCACUGCCGUCAUGGGCUAUCGUGGCAAUAGCGUUCGUAGCCGUGGUGCUAGUCGUGUCCUGCUGCUUCUGCAUCUGCAAAAAGUGGAUAUUCAAGAAGAAGAACAAGAAAAAGGGCAAAGACAAGGGCAAGAACGCCAUCAACAUGAAGGACGUGAUAGACGGGACCAAAACCGAGGCCCUGAAGGAUGAAGACGAAGUGGAAACAGGGUUGACGGAGAACGAGAAGGAGGCGGAGCCUAAGGAGCAGGAAAAACUAGGCAAAUUACAAUACUCCUUGGAUUACAAUUUCACAGAGAACACGCUGAUAGUGGGGAUCAUCCAGGCAGCGGAGUUGCCAGCUAUGGACAUGGGUGGGACGUCUGACCCGUACGUGAAGGUCUACCUGCUGCCCGAUAAGAAGAAGAAGUUCGAGACUAAAGUCCACAGGAAGACGCUGAACCCCACUUUCAACGAGCAGUUCACCUUCAAGGUUCCGUACACAGAACUGGGAGGAAAGACCCUGGUGAUGACGGUCUACGACUUUGACCGUUUCUCCAAACACGACGCCAUCGGAGACGUCAAGGUGCCCAUGAACAAGGUGGACUUCAGUCACGUGACCGAGGAGUGGCGGGACCUCCAGAGUGCUGAGAAGGAGGAGCAAGAGAAGCUGGGAGAUAUCUGCUUCUCGCUGCGUUACGUCCCCACCGCCGGCAAACUGACCGUGGUCAUUCUGGAGGCCAAGAACCUGAAGAAGAUGGAUGUGGGAGGCCUGUCAGAUCCGUAUGCGAAGAUUCACCUGAUGCAGAACGGAAAGCGCCUGAAGAAGAAAAAGACGACAAUCAAAAAGAACACCCUCAACCCGUACUACAAUGAGUCCUUCAGCUUUGAAGUUCCAUUUGAACAAAUCCAGAAAGUUCAAAUUGUUAUAACUGUUCUGGACUAUGACAAGAUCGGCAAGAACGAUGCCAUCGGGAAAGUGUUCGUGGGUCUGAACAGCUCGGGAACGGAGCUCCGCCAUUGGUCAGAUAUGCUGGCCAACCCGCGGAGACCCAUCGCCCAGUGGCACGUCCUGAAGCCGGAGGAGGAAGUGGACGCCCAAUUGGCCGCUAAGAAAUAGAGAAUUCCUGGCCCGAAUCCCCGCCCACAUAGUGCUCCUAACCCAGUGUGUACAUACCUCAGUGAUGAUCCGGAAGCUCCUCCCCCGCAAAAACGCCUUCUUUUAUAUAUGAUAGUUAUUGGUAUUUUGAUUGCCCACCCCCCACCCCCUUCAAUAUACACACACACAUGUAUACAUACAUAUACACACUUACACACACACACCUAUACGAGUUGUGUUUCUAUGUGCGUUUCUAUAUGUCCCUCGACCCCGCCUCCGUUCAUUCUGACCAUCAUCUACACGCGACCUUUAACCCCUGACCAAAACGCCCCCUUCUUUUAAGCAAUAUGAUCUUGUGUAGAUAGCGCAUGAAUGGAAAACGUGUACCACAAGGUGUAUAUAUCAGUAUGCAGACAAAAUGAUUUCUAGUUUUUGUGUUUGUAUGUUGUUACCCGUUUCCUAAUCUGUGUAUAUGUUGAUGUUUUUAAUAAGAUGUUCUAUUUUAAAUUAUGUAAAAAUGCAGAUAUAGGAGAGCCAAUAAUAUAUAUAUAAAUAUAUAUAUAUAAAAACAGGAUUUAAGAAUUCUACCUAUUGCAUUCCAGUGAAAUAUAUAUAUAUAUAUAUAUAUGACUAUAAAUAUAUAUACACACAUUCACACACACACACACGCACACAGACACAUAUACUUGUGUGUGUGUGCGUGUGUGCAUAAAUAUAUAAAGAAUUCCAACCUGCAAGAUGCGAGAUGUUGAGGGGUACUCACAUUUCAAAGGACAAUUUUAGGCUUCAUGUUUACUUGAAUAAAAAUUAAAUAGAUAAAAAAUAGAAAAAUAAAUGUUGAAAAAAGGAACACAAAGAAAUCUCAUACAAAAAUGAAAUGUCUUGGAAUAUGUUGCUAUGUAUAUGCAUAUAUCUAUAAAUAUUUAUUUAUUGCAUUAUAAUUUGUAGGAUCCAAAGAAUAAACUAAAUAAAUAAAAAAAUAUAUUGCAACAUGUAGUGUAUUGUGCAUAUUCUACAUAUACUUAGUAUAUGAUGCAAUAUAUUUUGUCUUGCCAUGUAUUGCAGUUUAUUGUAUGUAUUCACCAUAUGUGGUGAACUGUAACAUGUACUGAAUUAUUACUGUAUAUUUCACUAUAUGUUCAUAUAUUCCACAAUAUAAGUUACAUUGUGUGGAAAUACUGCAGUUAUCGUGUUGCAACAUAAAUGUGUUCAAAAUUCUUUAGUUUAAAAAGUAAUAAUACGCUAUAUUGUGCAAUUCUACACUAAUAUUAGAGUAAAUAUAUAGCAACAUAUUUUUAAUACAUUUGAUUUUGGUGUGGGCUUACAGAGGCCAUUAACUGCUAUGGUUCCAUGGGAUAAAUAUGCAGCUGGAAAUUAUACAAGCACAUGAUUUCUUAAAGACUUUUUGUACUAAUUUGUGGAGUUGCGGACCUAUGCUUGGACCACGACAUUCAGAGGAGUUUUUACUUGAUGCAAACCAAUCAGCCUUUCUUUUUUUUCUGCUCUUCUGACCCCGGCGGACCCUCUCGCCGUUUGUUAGCCCUUAGCCAACUGGCCUUUGUUUUCCCUUCUCUUUAAUCCUUUCUUAAAUAUUUGAUUUGAUUGUUAUUUUUGAACCGACUUUUGAACUUCGAUCUAUUACCCUGUGUUCACACUGACAGGUGACAAUUUUGUCUUUUUACGGGUGCUGUCCAGGCCACUUGCGUUGUCACCGGGAGUGUGUAUCAGCAUGUCUGGUUAGCAUGCUGGCUGAUACACUAAACUAAUUAGAUUUUUGAUCUGUCAGCAUGUUGCUAAAUUGCGGCUACAAAUCGCAGACUCCCAUAGGAAAUGACUGGUCGACUGCCGUUUUGUCCCCACAUCACUUGUCGCUAUGUCGUGGCUACAAAUUAUGUAUAAACUUAAUCUUGACCACAAAUUGCAUAUUCCAAUAGAAAACAAUUCGACGAUUGCCGCUCUGUCUCCUGUCAGUGUGAAUGUGACAUUAUAGCCCCUCUGGAACCUGAUUGCGUAUAAAGGAGACAAGCUGUAGCCAUUGUAUCCUAAAGCUUGAGUAACAGCUUGACCUUUUGCUGACUGCUUUCGUUCCACAGCCUUGUAGUUGGACGUAUUUAAUUCCAAAUCCGAAGCGACUUUAGCUUUAAGACCAGUCUAUUGUUUUAUGUUUCUUAGAUUAUAUUAUUAAGUCAGUAUCGGAGUAUUUUUGGUAACUGCAUGGUUUUUUAAAUAACCUUUGCUAAAGGCUUUGGGUGUUGGGGGAUUUUACUCACACUAGGGGGCGCUGAGUCCGUUUCAGAAAACCCCCUUUGCCUUCAAGUCUGAACGGGAAAAAUAAGAAAAUAAAUAAAUCAGAAGUUAUGCGAUCGUGCGCGGUUACAGUAUAACUUUAAUGCUGGUUUAUUGAUGAGCCAGGCGGGUCAGUAUGUGAUGCUGCACCUGAAGGAGGAGGGACAAGCUUUUAAACACUGCCAUUUAUUUCAGGGAGGUAAAGAAAUGUAUAACUAUACUCUCCUCAUGCACACUUCACUUAGACAGUGGCUGUAGCUUUGGUUCAUCCAGAACUCAAAUGUCCUUAGGCCACGAUGGUGCCCUAAAAUAGCAGUCUUUGCUUUCUGUUGCCUUCUUGCAGUGUAGGGGUGUCACGAUUCUCUAAAUCCUCGAUUCGAUUUCAUUUUCGAUUUGAGGGUCACGAUUCGAUUCGAUUCUCGAUUUUCUUGUUUUUUUUUCUUGUUAUUAUUUUAUGCCUCAUAAAAUUUAAAUAAUAUAUUUAUUAUUAUUAUUAUUAUUAUAAAUAUUAUAAAUAUUAUUAUUAUUAUUAUUAUUAUUAUUUAUUAAGAUAUAUAUGGUAAUGCCAUCUAGUGACUUUUUUUGGUAGCAACAGUGUGCACUAUUAAAACAAGCAGUUUAUCAGAGCUGUGUGUGGAUGGC
Molecule: messenger RNA, 4469 nt
Organism: Astyanax mexicanus (Mexican tetra)
Lineage: Eukaryota; Metazoa; Chordata; Actinopteri; Characiformes; Acestrorhamphidae
Gene: syt1a
Product: synaptotagmin Ia
Exons: 12
Coding region: 306-1562 (418 amino acids)
Biological process (GO): cellular response to calcium ion; regulation of dopamine secretion; synaptic vesicle endocytosis
Cellular component (GO): dense core granule; axon; synaptic vesicle membrane
Molecular function (GO): clathrin binding; calcium-dependent phospholipid binding; syntaxin binding
Source: RefSeq, a predicted model, not a curated record